AUGAGCCAGAAGCCAGCCCUUCCGGCCAAACCGGCCGACUUACAAGUCCGACCAAGAGCCAAAACCGCUCCGUCAGCCUCUUCGAAUCCUGCGCGGCGAAGCAGCGGCGGGACAACAUCUGCGGCCAAAAAUGGCGAACAAAAACAGAGUGGCACCGCCGAGUCACCUUCGACAAGCGCGCGAAGCUCAACCGUGAUCGCACGCCCGCCCCCACCCAACAAAGCAUCGCCUCCAGUACCUCGCCGGAACUCACCCGUCAACUCACGAGGGGAUUCCAAGCCAGCGCGUCCUCGGUCUCCGAGCGCCUCGGGACCCAGUGGAGCCCACAGUCCAUCACAUGAACUCGCUCGUAGCCCCCUGGCCAUCUCCAGUCCCGCAUCUCCAAAACCUCAACCUCGACAACGCACCUCAGCCGCAGAGGGCGGCAAUGCUUCGGCAACCAACUCGGCGCCCUCCUCCAACAGAAACUCAGACCAAGCCACAGAGGUCUCUCCACCGCGAGGCGCCCGACCUUCCCUUCGCCCCAAACCAGCUGCGCGGCGCAUAUCUGAUGCACCGCCCGGCCAUGUCACCACUCUUGGCGGUGUGGCAGACGCCGCGGCGGACGCCGCUCAAAGACGGCGCGGCUCGCUAUCACCCACCUUUACAUUCGACGCUAAACCAGCGGCCCCUAUUGCUGGUUUGCGGCCUCAGUUGCCUCCGCGCCGCCAAACUGCAACGGUUUCGUCCUCCCAUAGCCGUGAUACGCCCACGAACAGUGGCACUGAGUCCAAUCCGGCUGCCCCAGCCGACACCGAAAGCAGUGCCCAGGCUCCAAUCAUCGUGCCGGUGCGACCCAACCCCAAGCCGCGGCCCAAGUCUCAGGAUACGAGUACUUUGCGCGCCCAGUCGCUUUCCAUGAGCGAGGGAUCGGGUGUUCCCGCUAUGCGACCCAGCGUGCCUCGACGCACCAUUUCUCAACCCGCUGCUGCCGUGGCAGCAGCGGCAGCCGCCGCGGCCAGUGCCCAAGCCGUUCCUGCUGAGCGUGGGCAAAAACCCUCGCCCAACGCCACCCGUCGCAUGGCUCCCAUCCCGGACGAGGUCAAAGCAGCGCGGCUCAAAGCCAGCAGCGAGCCUGCACACCCAGCAAAUCCCCCGCCCCCACCGCCCUCAGACACACCCUCACGCACCUCAACCGAGUUGGCCCAAGACACCCGUGCUUCAGACUCAGCCUCCACGAGGAAUUCCAGCUCCGUUGCAGCAUCCUCGCCUCCGGCUGUGCGCGGCAUUAGAGCCAAGCCUCAUGGUGGGCGAAGCCUGGUGCCCCCGCCCCGCCCUCCAAAGGUUGCACUUCCUCAACAUCUGGCAAGACAGGCUGAGGCAAGCGGUCGCCCGAAGCCUGCUCCGCGCCGCUCCAGCUCAACCUUCCUCUCAGCGACCAAGCUGUCCCAAUCCUUCCGUCUGCAACCUCCCAACAAGACCUCCACAGAUAGUAGUCCAACGCUGCCAACCCGCAAGAAUAGCCUCCCCACAGAUCUUGGAACUUCCCCAUCCAAACCGGAUGACAAUGCCGAAUCUACUUUGGAAAAAUUAGAAGAUGAUCAACCGGCAGAAUCCUUUUUCGCCGAGUUUUUACGACAGUAUCCGGAUACCAAUCUCCAAGACACCGACCCGUACGAAAUCACCAGUUACACCGCCAAGAAGAUGCGCAAGGCCGUCAAGUGUGAAACCAACCGGCAUCGCCUCAAAAAGUAUCCGAAAUGCUUCAAGGCGCGGGAUGCGAUUGAGUUUCUCAUCGAUCGGAACGUGGCGGGUGACGAGCUUGAGGCCGUCCGCAUUUGUGAGGGCAUGCGUUGUUACGGCAUGAUUGCCAAUGUGCAGGAUGCUUCUUUUGGCUUUGAAAAGGGCACCGUGAUGGCGUCGCGCCCCCCGUUUUAUCGUUGGCGCGAUGAAAACUUUUGGAGCAAGGAUGGGCUUCAGUCUGCUUUUGGCUUUGAGGACACACGCUCUCUACCAUCGGUUUCGGCGUCGGAAGACUCGCUAAGCAUAUCUUCAACAUCGCGCACUCAUGAGAACAGCGUUGCCUUUGUCAAUCUGGGGCCAUCCACCUCAGUCCCUCCCGGUACCGCAUUACCUCCACCGCCACCGGCGGCCAUAGCCGCACCCCCCAGCUCCAAUUCACAGAACGCUUCAGGACGACCCUCGCCCAUGGCUCAGGUCGCGGCGACGAGUCUGCCCCACGUAUCGUCGUCUGAUCCCGACACUCUGAUGAGCCAAGCCCAACUCGCCUUUGGCAUUUUUGGCAAUCCUCCUCCUCCAACGGCCUCAACCAAAGUGCCCAGCACUAGCGCAACAUCUACCACAACUGCCAGUCCAGCCUCCAAUGCUGCCGCCUCUGCGCGUGCAGAGGCGCGCGCCUCGCUCGUAUCCGCCCCCACACCUAUUGCAGCGCCCAUCGGUCAAUCCCGGCCAACAUCCGUGGCGCUUCGUCCUCCUUCAACCGCCCGACCUCCUUCUACCAUGGCUGUACCAUCAAGCAAGCCUGUGGGUGUGAACAAAGCCCUGGACGCUGCCGUGGCUGCGGCCGUGCUUUCACGCAAGACUUCUGUGGCCACUGCAUCCGAUACAGCUGUCAACGUUGAAAGUAACCCAGUUGCCACCCGCCCCCCAGCGAGCGCGACCUCGGCGAGUGUGACCCCGACGAAUGUCACUCCAGCGAGUGUGGCCCCAGUUGCUGCUGCUACCCCCUCAGCCACGCCUCCUGUCGUGACAAAGCCGCCCUCAGACACUUCGAGUGGGAAGCCACCGGUUCUGCCGCCCAAAAAGCCCACAGUUGUUGGUGCCGCAGGUGGUUCAGCCUCUGCACCUGCGGCCGGUGCGCCACCUGCAUCAGCACCGCCCGGUUUGGUGACUGGGGAUCAGAAAGCGUCUUCCGUGUCGAUACCAGAGCGCGGCUCGCCGCCGGACACUGCCUCAAAUGCAGACGCUGACGUCAACCCACCGCAGCGGACGCCCUCAAUCGCCAGCCUGGAUUCAAACUCAGACUUUUCGGAUCUAGACUUGGACUAUGAGUUUGAUGAUGCUGAUUGGUCUGAUGAUGAAACUUUUGACGCCUUGCAGGAAAGUCAGAACAGCACACAGAGCAACAGUCGAUCCGUUCCUGUAGCUCGCCGCCAUCAACCAGCCGAGGACGCACCAGCAAGGUCUCGGUCACACGGUGCUGGUGGUGAUGACGAUGACCUUCACUUUGAGGAACCAGACAAACAUCUUUCGCCAUCGGCAGGAGCCACGACCGUGUCCAUGGAUUAUGGCGCCCCAGUCCAAAUCGACGAGGCUGACUGGCAUGAUUCCAGCAAGGUCUAUGAUGUAUUUCGCUCAACGGUGCAGGAAGCCUUUAACAACCCAUCACGGGAUCCUAUUUACGAAUCCGUGGAGGAGUGUCGGCCGGCGGAGAUGACAGCGCUGCCGCCACCAGCCCCGGCACCCAUAUCCGAGCUGCAAUCAAAGCUUUGGCGCUAUCGCCAGGAUGUCAUUGACUCGGGUAUUGCUGAUUCCAUGACCAAGCUGGAGUUGCGGCGCCAGGAUGCCAUCAAUGAAGUCCUCGAGACUGAAAAAACGUACAAGGCAAACCUCGCAUCGUUCAAGAAGCAAUUCAUCGUGCCCCUCCUGGUGGCCGCUCGUACCAAAGUGGGCGAUCAAAUGGUCAAUCGUGCAUCGGAUCAUGAUGACAUUUUGUCCAAGGACAUUGUUGAGGAUCUUAAAGACUGUGUCGAGCGGUUGGAGCAGACUAGCAAAGCUCUCAUCGAUGACCUUGAGGAGCGGCGUAACGAGAAUCUUGUCGUGGAAACCAUCGUGGAUAAGUUUGACUUUCAUUUGGAUGCACUGCGCCUCGCGCUUACCUACUACAGUCGUGUGGCACCUCCGGCCAUGCACCAUCUGGGCAAGAACUCCAAGCAGGUGGAUCUCUUCCUGCAACAGUUCUCCGAAGCUAGUCAUAAGGGUUUGACGAUCCAUAGCUAUGUCAUCGAGCCAGUGCAGCGCGUCGCGCGUUACCCACUGUUGAUGAACGGCAUUUUAGCGGCAACCCCCGAGGACAGUGAGGACUAUGCGGCCAUGCAGCGAUUGAUCCAGCAACUCAGCGACGUGGCGGACGAGUGCAAUGAGAUUGCGCGCAUGGAAGACAACUACUUGAGCUUGUUGGAGCUUGAGGAAACGCUGGACAUGAAGGGCCAUGAACCUAUCGCAGGGCCUUCACGAACUCUGAUUCAUCGAGGCCCCGUGAAGCGUGUGCUCAUCAAGGAUGGCCGUGUGGCACGAGUUAAGCCGGCUGAACUUGUGCUGCUCUCGGACAUGGUUUUGAUUCUCAAGAAGCAGUUUCUUGGAUCAAAGAGCAUCAUUAAGCGGCAAAUUCACCGCAAGCGUGUUCGGAUCCAGGACCACGAGGGCUUGCCCGGGGAUCGUCCCGAGGCUCAACACUUAUUCAUGCUCUUUCUCAACAAAGGGCAUAUGGCAUCAGAUAUGGAGCCUUUCAUCCUCCAUUGUAACACCGCACAGGAGAAAACCAAGUGGCUGGAGGCUUUUGAUCCGCCACGCGACGAGUCAAACUACUUGCAUUGGGAUUGCCCGCAAGUCGUGGCGAUUGCUGACUGGGCGCCGCAGGACAGCGAACAACUCCAACUGAACAUCGGCCAGAUCAUCAACGUGACGCGUCCUGACGAGGGUGGGUGGUCCUAUGGCUACUACGCUGAUCGACCGCGCAACCGUAGGUUGAAUCCGGACAAGCUCUUCCCGACCAAUCACACCAUUACAUUCGACCCUUCAAGCAGUUUUGCUCAUCUUUUGCAGAGUAGCGUCAUCUAG
Monosiga brevicollis MX1 is the source of this 4839-nucleotide messenger RNA. RefSeq lists its product as uncharacterized. Gene Ontology annotation, cellular component: cytoplasm. Lineage: Eukaryota; Choanoflagellata; Craspedida; Salpingoecidae. Gene Ontology annotation, biological process: intracellular signal transduction. Gene Ontology annotation, molecular function: protein binding; guanyl-nucleotide exchange factor activity. The transcript is spliced from 7 exons. The record is from RefSeq and is a predicted model, not a curated record. The coding region runs from base 1 to 4839 and encodes 1612 amino acids.